CCCCGCCACCGCACAACACCGCCACACUGCCACCCCCAUCUUCAAUUCCUCCGAACGCACAGUGCGCCACUCGCAGAUCUUGAGGUGAAUUUCCACUCGCUCGACCCUGUACGCCAAGGAUGGUUCGUUUCAUCGUUAACGCUUCGGUGGCAUUCGCUCUUCUUCUGGGCUUUGCGACCGUGGAGGCUUCCAGGGGGAAACACGAAGGAUCCGUCGAAUUUACCGUCUUCGAGAGGCAGAGCGAUGACGGUCCUCGUCACAGCCCGCUCUUUACUCUCCCCGUGCCCGAGGCGGAGGACGUAGAGUAUCCCUCCAAAAUGGUCCUCUUCAACAAUGACCUAUACGGUUCUGAAGAUGAUCUGAUCGACGAGGUUCAAGACGCACUCCUUGGGUACAAUCAGGGUCACUGUGUGGAAACCGUGGCCUCCGGCGGUUUCAUUGCCGAGUGCUUCUUCACGUACGUAUUCGACGACGGCUCGCUCACCGCGAACGGCCCGUUCAACUUCGAUGCCGAAGAUGGGGUUCUCCCCUCUUUUCUGGCCGUCACUGGGGGCACCGGGGAGUACGAUGGCGCCCUGGGAUGUGUUGAGGUGUCUGCCGGACCUGCUGAAGAAUUCCCAUCCUUGCAGUUCGACUUCAAGCUCAAGAAAUAAGUCAAGGGAGUAGGCGGUCGUGGCCUUGGGGCGGGCCAAUCGAAUUUCUAGUGCGAUGAAGCUGUUGUCGGGCAGUUGUCUGAACGGUUUUCAUUAUGCAAGGAAAAGGAGUCAAGCAUAUCACGCACUCAGAAAUUGCCAGGUACAAGGAAAGUGCCCUUGCGGCAAGCGCAUGGGCUCAGCUCAGGGUUUGAUGCAUACUCGUAGAUAUGAGUGGCCACAGGGCGAACAAGGGGAUAAUAGGGAGCAAGAAGUCGGGGCUCAGGCCGAAACCGCAACUUGGGACACCGAAAGCCUUGCCCAUGAAUGUCAUCGGCAAGAAUAAACGAGUGAACCUCGUGAAGACCGUGUUUCCGUGAAGCGCUAUUUCUGCAGCGACAUAGGUUCUACGUGUUUUGGGACGUCACAGAUUUUGAAAAACUUUCACUA
Molecule: messenger RNA, 1082 nt
Organism: Ectocarpus sp. CCAP 1310/34
Lineage: Eukaryota; Phaeophyceae; Ectocarpales; Ectocarpaceae
Source: the annotation of a GenBank genome assembly